Erythranthe guttata (spotted monkey flower) is the source of this 2598-nucleotide messenger RNA. Lineage: Eukaryota; Viridiplantae; Streptophyta; Magnoliopsida; Lamiales; Phrymaceae. The record is from RefSeq and is a predicted model, not a curated record.
GGGAAGAUAAUCGGACCUGGUUCGUGCACGGACUUGGUUCGAUGGAUGCCACAGGAUUUGAUCUUGAUACCUACAAGAACGACACGAGAAUUCAAGAGCAACUUGUAGCACCAAUGCCAUGGAUAGGCAUGUACGUUGCUGCAGCUUUUGCGAUCUGCACGUUAGCAAUGGCUGCCGAUUCUCUGCACGGAUUCUGGAGAAAAAGACACUGGUUCCCGUCGAGGUAUUUCUCCAUCAACGCCACUUCUCUUACAUUACUAGCAGUUUCGAUGAAGCUGCCUGUGGAUCUCACCACUCGUAUGUAUGCUGUCACCGAUCGCCUUGCAAAGGUCAGCAGCCUCGUCUUCAUGUCAACCGCCAUGGCCAAUUUCUUGCCGUCUUUGGGAUCGAUGUCCGACAAGGACGUUCUAAUGAACGUCACUGCUUUAAGCAUUCUGGUGAUCACAGUCACUGCAAACGUAACCAUACAGAUUAUUCAGGUCCAUUCUUACCUGAGAGGCAGGCUUGCGUUUCUCGAAGAAAUGUUAGCCGUUGGUUCCAUGCUCCUCUUGCUUGUUAUGUUCACUUCAUCGGCUCUGAUGAUCCCGUCCACUAAGCGGUAUCUGGAAAAGAAGUACCACGAGAUGCACAAAACGGCUCUGAACGAAGAGCAAGUGGAUACGGGGAGAGUUAGUGCUGAUAAACUGCGAGUACUGAUCAAGAAAUACUGGGUGAUGGCAGAAACUAGCAGCCCUCAGUUUGUGAUCGCUCGUUCGGUGACGUGCACGACGUCUGGUGCGGUGAGCUUGAUCGUUGCUCUCGUUUUAUUGGAAGCCGAGAUUCGGUUGGCCAUGAAGUGCAUGAUACUCGAAAAGUCGAUAUCGAAUUACGGGUGGUCGACAAAAUUGAUUCUUCUCUCGCAGACUAUUGGAGUGAUAGUUGGCACCAUUGCACCAGCAUCGAGAUGGUUCAUAGCCGUAAACUUUAGAUCGAAAAACGAAAGCGGAAAGAGCAUCAGAAGUGUGUUUACAGUGGAGGGCUAUUGGACGCAGAAGAUGGUUGACUGGAGACAGGGCUCGAUAUCUUUCCAAAUUCGACAUCUCAAGAGCAGAAAAUUCCUCCAUAAUCUGAGACGACGAUUUCUCAAACUGUGCAUUUCCGUUCAGUAUUUCAUUGUUCUGGCUAGCAAAAUGCUACUCCUCGUUUCUGUCUGUAUAACCAGUCCGGUGAUUUCAUGCAUUAACUACGCCAGAGGGUUGAAGAAGCAGAAGCGCAUAUCUCACUGCGUCUCGCGUGAUUACUCCACUGCCGAUCCGGAACUGGACGUUAGGCAUUACGUUAUGCUGCUCGAAGGGGAGCAAGAGCUGCCUACAGAAACUCUCGAGAAUAUCUGCAAAGAGGUCGAUGAAGUCAUUCGAAAAGGAAAGAUGAAGAAACCGGAAAGCUUGUUGAAACUUCUAGAAAAAUCUCGCAGCUUCAAUGGGGUGACGGAAUUCGACAGUCGGGAUUCACGAGAACUCCCUUACUGCUGGUCGCUACCUGUAGUCACCCUGACUAGCAUCGCACUUGCACUUCCGAACAUCGAGAAGCACAAAUCGGAACUACUGCUGAGUAGUGUUACCGAAGGGCUAUACUUUGUGAAGCUUGUCGAUAAAACUCUGGACAAAAAAAGUCGUCUGGCGAACGUAAGAACUGCGGCAGAUGUUGUCUGGGUUGGAGUUGAACUGUACCAUAAAUGGCAAGACAAGGAUCUUCACGAGACGUCGCUUAAAGGUAAAAAUGCCGAUGAGAUACUACAGCAGCUUCGGGACAAAGCCGAAAAGACUGUCGUUGAGUUCAGGAGAGACGCACGAGACUGCCUGAUGAAGAAUCCUCUUAACUGGCCUGCAAAGGUUAUUGCUGCCAACUCGAUGUACAGAAUCAGCAGAACAGUCUUGCUGACUCGAACUGCGGAAACCGACGACGAAUUGUUUGAGCAGUUAUCGGUCAUGAUAGCGGACAUACUGGCUGCAUGUUUCACUAAUCUAGGACAUGUAAUAACAAUGAAGUGCCACUGCAAUGCAAUCGAAGAGAGGGAGAAAAGUGUGCGUAAAGCAGCUCUUCUUCUCGGUGAAACCGAAGAAAUCCUUGCACUUCUCUGCCAACGCGAACUGCCACUCUCGGCCCCUAAUCGGGCAGCUUCCGUUGAAGAGUGGCGAGCACUAAUCGAUCAGGAAAAAAACAAUAUUAAUAUGGAAUUCAGUUCUAAGUCGAAUAUUGAAACAGGUACAAAAGUCGACGGAUUAUAAAACUGAUGUUUCCGUUCGUUAUCCUCGAUUAAACGAAGUAGUACUCAGUAAUCGUGGCCAUCUAAAUAUAUAUGAUUUCCGCUUUGAUGUGUUAUAAAUCACUACUACCAACAACAGUAACUAAAACCAUCAAUUCACCAUAAUCUUAUUGAUUACAUUACAAUUGUCACAUUAGUUCACGGAACCCUAAUUUGCCCUAAUUUUUGGGAAAUGUCAGCGAUGAGGCUAUUUUGAUCAAAUCGCCAUAGAAACAUCUAUCUCUAUCAUGAAACAGCAGCCAUAAAUAAAGCAUUGAGAAAUUCAAAAGGGAGAGAGGAAAAUCACAAAGGUA